Messenger RNA from Cannabis sativa, 5098 nucleotides. RefSeq names its product small ribosomal subunit protein uS3c-like. NCBI's taxonomy places the organism in Eukaryota, Viridiplantae, Streptophyta, Magnoliopsida, Rosales, Cannabaceae. Gene Ontology annotation, biological process: translation. The record is from RefSeq and is a predicted model, not a curated record. The transcript has 2 exons. Gene Ontology annotation, molecular function: structural constituent of ribosome; RNA binding. The coding region runs from base 1 to 774 and encodes 257 amino acids. Gene Ontology annotation, cellular component: cytosolic small ribosomal subunit; ribosome.
AUGAUCGGGCAUACUAUUGCUGUUCAUAAUGGAAAAGAACAUUUGCCCAUUUAUAUAACAGAUCAUUUAAUAUUCAUAAGGUCAGUAUAUGUAUACAUUAUAUGUAUAGUAAUACUAGCGGGGAUUGUGGGACAAAAAAUAAAUCCACUUGGUUUCAGACUUGGUGCAACCCAAGGUCAUCGUUCUCUUUGGUUUGCACAACCAAAAAAUUAUUCUAAGGAUCUACAAGAAGAUCAAAAAAUACGAAAUUGUAUCAAGAAUUAUGUACAAAAAAAUAUGAAAAUAUCUUCUAGUGUCGAGGGGAUUGCAUGGAUAGAGAUUCAAAAAACUCGACUUGAUUCAAGUCAUAAUCUAUAUGGGAUUCCCAAAAUUAUUAAUAGCCCCCAAAAAAUGGAAGAAUUACAGAUGAAUGUAAAAAAAGAACUACAUUCGAUGAACCGGAAACUUAACAUUGCUAUUACAAGAAUAGCAAAUCCUUAUGGACACCCUAAUAUUCUAGCAGAAUUUAUAGCCGGACAAUUAAAAAAUAGAGUUUCAUUUCGCAAAGCAAUGAAAAAGGCUAUUGAAUUAACUGAACAAGCAGGUACAAAAGGAAUUCAAAUACAAAUUGCAGGGCGUAUCGACGGAAAAGAAAUUGCACGUGUCGAAUGGAUCCGAGAAGGUAGGGUACCCCUACAAACCAUUCGAGCUAAAAUUGAUUACUGUUCCUAUACAGUUGGAACUAUCUAUGGGGUAUUAGGUAUCAAAAUUUGGAUAUUUGUCGAUGAGGACUAAUAAUCCUUUACUUGACUUAUCUUUAGAUCGAUCAGGUAAUAUACCAAAAAAACAAAAAAGAAAAAACACUUUUUUCUAUUAAAUCAAAACAAAAAUAAAUAAUUCUAUAAGGUUGAAUAAAAAUUCUAUUAAUCAGUUGAUUUAAUAUAAUUGCUAUGCUUAGUGUGUGACUCGUUGGUUUUUUUAGGGUUAGAUUUAAAAACAAAAAUAGACCAGCCCAUAAGUAUGAAUUAAUAACCAACUCAUCGUUUCGCAUUAUCUGGAUAUAAAGAACCAGUCGAGAUAUGAUAUAUUAGUCAUAUCAUUGUAGCAACUGAAAUCUGUUUUGUAUAAAAAAAGAAAAACAAGAUUGAUUAGGAGUUGUGAAACAAUAAAAGUUAAAGUGUGUGGAUAAAUGAAAAGAUGAGAGAAAGAGAGAAAAAACUACCAAUGAUAUAGAAUUCCAAUAUGUAAGGUCUAUGAUUCAUUUUCAUAAAGGAAAAUGUAAUAAAGCAUUAAUACUGAAUUGAUCCCUAAUUAAACAAAAUUGUUUUAUUAAGAACAAAUAAGAACAAAAAAAUCACGAGCCCUGAGUCAAUAAAAACUGAGAAGAUUGACUCAAGAUCAAAUUUCAUUUAAGAGCUCCGUUGUAGAAUUCAGACCUAACCAUUAAUCGCGAAACGGUGGGAACGACAGAACCCGUGAGUGCAUAAGAUUCUAUUGAAAACGAAUCCUAAUGAUUCAUUGGGUAGGAUGGCGGAACGAACCAGGAACCAAUUCAUUUAUUCUGAAAAGUCAUGGCAUAAACUAAUCUUAUAAAAUUGAAUUAAAAGAGUAAAUAUUCGCCCGCGAAAUUUUUUAUUUUUAAGAAAACAAAAUUUUCUAUAAAUAGAAAUCAAAUACAUGUUUACUUCUAUAUCAAAUAAAGAUAUCCAAAUUGAUAAUAGCUUAUCAAAAUCAAAGACUCUCAGGCUUCAAUAUAUUUAAUCAAUAUAUUAUUGAUUAAAUAUAUGUAUAUUAUUUUAUAAUCAUUUCCUUCGCGAGGAGCUGGAUGAGAAGAAACUCUCAUGUCCGGUUCUGUAGUAGAGAUGGAAUUAAUAAAAAACCCUCAACUAUAACCCCAAAAGAACCCGAUUCCGUAAACACCAUAGAGGAAGAAUGAAAGGAAUAUCUUAUCGAGGUAAUCGUAUUUGCUUCGGUAGAUAUGCUCUUCAAGCACUUGAACCCGCUUGGAUCACAUCUAGACAAAUAGAAGCAGGGCGACGAGCAAUGACACGAAACGCCCGCCGCGGCGGAAAAAUAUGGGUACGUAUAUUUCCAGACAAACCAGUUACAGUAAGACCUACAGAAACACGUAUGGGUUCGGGAAAAGGAUCUCCCGAAUAUUGGGUAGCUGUCGUUAAACCGGGUAGAAUCCUUUAUGAAAUGAGUGGGGUAGCCGAAAAUAUAGCCAGAAAGGCUAUUUCAAUAGCGGCUUCCAAAAUGCCUAUACGAACUCAAUUCAUUAUUUCAGGAUAGAGAUGUAGAACCAAAAGAAAAAGGUUUUUGGAUGAAAAAAAACAAUUGCAGGUUUCUUUUUUUGUUUUGAAUAAACAACAUUUUUUUUUUACUUCGCCCUUUGCAUUGAAAAAACAGAUCAAAAAUGAUAUGAUUCAACCUCAAACCCAAUUGAAUGUAGCGGAUAACAGCGGAGCCAGAAAAUUGAUGUGUAUUCGAAUCAUAGGAGCUAGUAAUCGACGAUAUGCUCAUAUUGGUGACGUUAUUGUUGCUGUAAUCAAAGAAGCAAUACCAAAUACACCGCUGGAAAGAUCCGAAGUAAUCAGAGCUGUAAUUGUACGUACUUGUAAAGAACUCAAACGCGACAACGGUAUGAUAAUACGAUAUGAUGACAAUGCUGCGGUUGUUAUUGAUCAAGAAGGAAAUCCAAAAGGAACUCGAAUUUUUGGCGCAAUUGCCCGGGAAUUAAGACAAUUAAAUUUCACUAAAAUAGUUUCGUUAGCACCUGAAGUAUUAUAAGAUGAGACCCUAAAGACAGUUUUUAUUUUAUAGUAUUUGAAUGAAAUUAAUUUAGUAGAUUUAGUAGAUUGUUUGUGUCUCAUGUAUAUGCCUUUAAUUUUCUAAUUAAGAAAAAAAAAAAAAAGAGCAUGUUGAUUAUAUCCAAAUUUGGGGACAACCAAAAUCUUCAUUUAUUAUGAGUAAAGACACUAUUGCUAAUAUACUAACCUCUAUACGAAAUGCUGACAUGAAUAAAAAAAGAACAGUUCGAAUACCAUAUACUAAUAUCACUGAAAAUAUUGUUAAAAUCCUUUUACGAGAAGGUUUUAUUGAAAACAUGAGGAAACAUCAGGAGAACAACAAAUACUUUUUGGUUUUAACCCUACGACAUAGAAGGAAUAGGAAAGGGCCAUCUAGAACUGUUUUAAAUUUAAAACGUAUCAGUCGACCUGGUCUACGAAUCUAUUCUAACUAUCAAGGAAUCCCUAGAAUUUUAGGCGGGAUGGGGAUUGUAAUUGUUUCUACUUCGCGGGGUAUAAUGACGGGCAGAGAGGCUCGACUAGAAGGAAUCGGCGGAGAAAUUUUGUGCUAUAUAUGGUAAUCUUUCUUUUCUGAUAUCCAAAUUAUAUACAGAACUUUCCUAUUUCAUAUUUGUGAAAAAAAAAAGAAAUAGAGAAAGGGUGGUUUUCAAAUAUUACGCUUCCCACAUUAGUUAAUCCCUCAAGUGAAAGAACAAAAAAGGUUCAUGAAGGUUUAAUUUCUGAACCACUUCCCAUGGUAUACUUUAGGUUCAUUUAAAUAAUGAAAAUCAGAGCCUCCGUUCGUAAAAUUUGUGAAAAAUGUCGACUGAUCCGUAGGCGAGGACGAAUUAUAGUAAUUUGUUCCAACCCAAGACAUAAACAAAGACAAGGAUAAUUUUUAGAAAAAAGAGGAGAGGGGAUUCUAGAAAUCGAAAGGCCCUACUGUUCAAAUAAUAGAAAUAAAUAAUAAAUUAAAGGCUCUGUUUUGACAUGAAACGGAUAUAUCUCUAUAUCUCUGACUUAGCUUAGAUUUAUGAGAUGAUAUAAUUAUGGCAAAAGCUAUACCAAGAAGUGGUUCACGUAAGAAUAGACAUACGGGUUCACGUAAAAAUGCACGUAGAAUACCAAAGGGAGUUAUUCAUGUUCAAGCAAGUUUCAACAAUACUAUUGUAACUGUUACCGAUGUACGGGGGCGGGUAAUUUCUUGGUCCUCCGCCGGUACUUGUGGAUUCAAGGGUACAAGAAGAGGGACACCAUUUGCCGCUCAAACCGCAGCAGGAAAUGCUAUUCGGACAGUAGUAGAUCAAGGUAUGCAACAAGCAGAAGUCAUGAUAAAAGGCCCGGGUCUCGGAAGAGAUGCGGCAUUAAGGGCUAUUCGUAGAAGUGGUAUACUAUUAAGUUUCAUACGAGAUGUAACCCCUAUGCCACAUAAUGGCUGUAGGCCCCCUAAAAAAAGGCGUGUGUAAAAAUAAACAUUGAAGAUAUUUCAAAAGAAAUAAAUAAUUCAAUGAUUUGAUCAAAUAAUAUCACUAUGGGUCAAGAGAAAGUAAUAGUAUCUACUCGGCCACUACAGUGGAAAUGUGUUGAAUCAAGAGCAGACAGUAAGCGUCUUUAUUAUGGACGCUUUAUUCUGGCUCCACUUAUGAGAGGCCAAGCCGAUACAAUAGGCAUUGUAAUGCGAAGAGCUUUGCUUGGAGAAAUAGAAGGAACAUGUAUCACACGCGCAAAAUCCGAUAAAAUACCCCAUGAAUAUUCUAACCUAGUAGGUAUUCAAGAAUCCGUACAUGAAAUUUUAAUGAAUUUGAAAGAAAUUGUAUUGAGAAGUAAUCUGUAUGGAACGCGCGAGGCAUCAAUUUGUGUUAAGGGUCCUGGAUAUGUAACUGCUCAAGAUAUCAUCUUACCAUCUUCGGUGGAAAUUGUUGAUAAUACACAGCAUAUAGCUAACCUAACAGAACCAAUUAAUUUGUGUAUUGAAUUACAAAUUGAGAGGAAUCGUGGAUAUCGUAUAAAAACGCCAAAUAACUUUCAAAACGGAAGUUAUCCUAUAGAUGCUAUAUUCAUGCCUGUUCGAAAUGCGAAUCAUAGUAUUCAUUCUUAUGUUAAUGGAAAUGAAAAACAAGAAAUACUUUUUCUCGAAAUAUGGACAAAUGGAAGUUUAACUCCUAAAGAAGCACUUCAUGAGGCCUCCAGAAAUUUGAUUGAUUUAUUGAUUCCCUUUUUACAUGCAGAAGAAGAAAACUUCCAUUUAGAAAACAAUCAACACAAAGGCACUUUACCCCUUUUUGAUUUUCAUGGUAGAGUGGCUAAACCAAGGAAAACGAAAAAAGAAA